Molecule: messenger RNA, 2215 nt
Organism: Bacillus rossius redtenbacheri
Lineage: Eukaryota; Metazoa; Arthropoda; Insecta; Phasmatodea; Bacillidae
Product: zinc finger and BTB domain-containing protein 49
Exons: 3
Coding region: 1-1992 (663 amino acids)
Biological process (GO): regulation of transcription by RNA polymerase II
Molecular function (GO): RNA polymerase II cis-regulatory region sequence-specific DNA binding; protein binding; DNA-binding transcription factor activity, RNA polymerase II-specific
Source: RefSeq, a predicted model, not a curated record
AUGAGGCGGCAACUCUGCUGCACAUUUCGUGCGGACGUGGAAGAAAAGGCCAGCGUUCCGUCGCAAUGUGACAAUGCUUGCGUGCGCUCAGGCGGGGGAAGUCAACCUGAUACACCAGUAUCCACUUGCCUGCAGGUCCAGCACGUGCGGUUCCGCCCGGAGGAAGUCAACCUGAUACACCAGUGUCCAUUUGCCCACAGGCCAGGAGCGCACGGCCCCGCCCCCGUUGGCAGACACGCCCACCAUCGCGCCGCCCCGCCCCCGCGCGGGCCAGCCGCGCGCCAGUCGCUCGCGCGCCGUGGCCCCGGCAUGUACUCCCUGUACCGCGCGUGGCUGAUGCGCGACGCCGUGCUGUCCACGCCGCCUGACGUCAUCCUGCACGUGGGCGCGGCGUCGCGCACCGUGCAGCAGUUCGCGGCGCACCGCUGCGUCGUGGCGGCGCACAGCGGCUACCUCAAGGCGCUGCUGCCCGCCGCGGGCGAAGCCCAGACCGAGACCGUGUCGGUGAGCGUGCCCAAUGUCAGCCCAGACGUGUUCGCGUCGCUGCUCACCUUCAUGUACACCGGCUACAUGGACGUCACCCACGAGAACAUCUACGCCGUGCUGCUGGCCACGCACCUGCUGCACAUGCCGCGCGCGCUCGACCUGUGUCGGUCCUUCCUCGUGCAGAACCAGCAGCCACCGCCACAGCAGCAGCUGCCCACGCUGGUGAAGCCCAUCCCGAGCCGCAAGAUGCUGCCCGUGGUGCUGUUCCCGCCGCCCUCCGCCGGGCCCUACUGGCCGCCACCCAGCCUGCUUCUGCCGACCGACAACUCGCCCUUCCGCAGCGUGGCCCCGGCGGCCGAGGCCACGCUCGCCGUCCCGUCCACCUCUUCCGCCGCUCCCGCCACUCCCGCCGCUCCCGCCGCUCCCGCCGCUCCCGCGGGCCGGCUCCCUUCGCCGCCCAACACUUCCGAGAGCUCGUCGCCCCUCCUCGCGCCGGCGCUCCUACCCAGAAGCAGCGCCUCCAAGAAGGAGACGAGCAGGUCCGACAACCAGAAAAAUCCGCACAAGGUAACCAACGCCAAGGAAAAUAGAAGGGUGCACGAAAAAAGCGAACACACCCCAACAGACCAUUCUGUAUGCACUAGUACCAACGCCGCUAGCAGUGGCGGCAAAGUUAUAAUAGAUAUUGCCUGUUGUGACGGUCCUGUUCGGUUCCACCGGGUUUUAAAUGAUAAUUAUGGUUUAACACUCGACGAACUAUUACCAGACAAACUGAAAACUUUCUUCGACAUAAACGAUAAAGUGACGCAAAAAGAAAAUGAGCGACUAUGCUCUGAAAAGAUUCAAUUGAAAAUGCUCAAAACAGUGAAUGAAACAAAAAUUCUUUCGAACGAAGGAAGUAAUGCAACACAGUUAACUUCUGACGAGUGCAUACAAGAACCAUCGUGUAGCACUGCAGGAACCAAAGUUAUGGAAGUACUACAGCCUCAGACAUCGAGCACAGAGUAUCUGUCGAAAACAUCCUCCAAUGUCACAGAUUACGAGGACUCUUCAAUGACAAAAGGAAGCAAUCACAGCACAGGCCCAAACAACAAUGGCAUAGACACAGUGUAUACAUGUCUUUACUGCAAUCAUGCCUUCAAGAGCCACUACUGUUACCAGAAACACGCAAGGCGUCAUAUUAAUCCAGUUACCAUAGACCUAAAAUGCAUUGCAGACAGAUUAGAAGGGACCAACAAAAAUGUCCCUGCUUGUAAGCUUGCAACUCCUGAGAAACCCCCGACCAACAGCAGCACAACAAUUAACGGAAAAACCAAGGACAAAGUUAGGCGAGAGGUACGGCUUCUAGACAUGAACGUACAGUAUUAUCCAUGUAAAACGUGCGGCUCAAAAUUUCCAAGCUACUAUUUUGUGCACAAGCAUCGCAAAAUGUGCCAUGCUAAUGAAGAAACAGACUCUUUGUUUGGCGCUGAUGAUACUCACUCUCUCCCUCACAAACCACUGUAGUGCAAGUUUUCCAAAACAUCAAAUUCACAUCAAAACUACUGACUGAGAAUAUCCCGACCAUUGCUUACAGAACAAUAACCAAACAAGAAAAUACAAGAUUGCUUGCUGUCGUGAAAAUCCGCAUGUGUAUUUAAAAAAAAAUGUAUGUGCUGUAGAAUAGCAAUACCUGUAAGUAUUCUUAGAAUAUUUUACUGAUAAAGCUCAUACAUUCAAUGAGUGUGUA